AUGGAGCCCAAGAACAACACACUCAACCCAAAAUUUCUUCUUCUGGGAAUUUCAGAGGACCCCACAUUGCAACCCUUCCUCUUUGGGCUGUUUCUGUCCAUGUACCUGGUCACUGUGCUGGGGAACCUGCUCAUCAUCAUGGCCACCAUCUCAAACUCCCAUCUGCACACACCCAUGUACUUCUUCCUCUCCAACCUGUCCUUCGCGGACAUCGGCUUGACCACAACGAGCAUCCCAAAGAUGCUGGUGAACAUUCAGACACACAGCAAGGUCAUCACCUAUGCGGGCUGCCUCACCCAGAUAUACUUUUUCAUACUCUUUUGUGUUUUGGACAACUUCCUUCUGGCUGUGAUGGCCUAUGACCGAUAUGUGGCCAUCUGUCACCCCUUGCACUACAUGGUCAUCAUGAACCAUCAGCUCUGUGGAUGGCUGGUGCUGGCUUGCUGGGUGACAACUGUCCUGAAUUCUUUGUUAGAAACCUUAAUGGCCUUCAGGCUGUCCUUCUGCACAGACGUGGAGAUCCCACAUUUUAUGUGUGAACUCAACCAGCUGGUCCAACUUUCCUGUUCUGACACCUUCCCCAAUGUCAUGGUGAUGUAUUUUGCAGCAGUGUUGCUGGCUGGUGGGCCCCUGGCUGGCAUCCUAUACUCCUACUCCAAGAUCGUGUCCUCCAUCCAUGCAAUCUCCUCAGCUCAGGGCAAGUACAAAGCCUUCUCCACCUGUGCGUCUCACCUCUCUGUGGUCUCCCUGUUCUACUCUACACUCCUGGGGGUGUACCUCAGCUCUUCCAUUACCCAGAACUCACAAUCAACAGCAAGAGCCUCAGUGAUGUACAGUGUGGUCACCCCCAUGCUGAACCCCUUCAUCUACAGUCUGAGGAACAAGGACAUCUUGGGAGCCCUGAGGAGAAUCUUCCAAGGGAAGCCAUAG
This is a messenger RNA of Marmota flaviventris (yellow-bellied marmot), 930 nucleotides long. RefSeq names its product olfactory receptor 7A40-like. NCBI's taxonomy places the organism in Eukaryota, Metazoa, Chordata, Mammalia, Rodentia, Sciuridae. Gene Ontology annotation, biological process: G protein-coupled receptor signaling pathway. Gene Ontology annotation, molecular function: G protein-coupled receptor activity; olfactory receptor activity. The record is from RefSeq and is a predicted model, not a curated record. Gene Ontology annotation, cellular component: membrane.